Molecule: messenger RNA, 1549 nt
Organism: Scophthalmus maximus (turbot)
Lineage: Eukaryota; Metazoa; Chordata; Actinopteri; Pleuronectiformes; Scophthalmidae
Gene: cdk7
Product: cyclin-dependent kinase 7
Exons: 12
Coding region: 84-1115 (343 amino acids)
Biological process (GO): positive regulation of transcription by RNA polymerase II; protein phosphorylation
Cellular component (GO): transcription factor TFIIH holo complex; nucleus; cytoplasm
Molecular function (GO): RNA polymerase II CTD heptapeptide repeat kinase activity; cyclin-dependent protein serine/threonine kinase activity; ATP binding
Source: RefSeq, a predicted model, not a curated record
ACACGUCUUUUCAACCGGAAAACGUCGCUGCGGACCUUUAACAAAGCAGGAAGUGUCUCCUCAUGAAGUGACAGUUAGCCAACAUGGCGCUUGAUGUGAAAACUAGAAACAAGCGCUACGAGAAACUGGAUUUCCUCGGAGAGGGUCAGUUUGCCACAGUGUACAAAGCCAGGGACAAAACUACUGACACCAUAGUGGCCAUUAAAAAGAUUAAGGUUGGCCACAGAACCGAGGCUAAAGAUGGUAUAAAUAGGACUGCUCUGAGAGAGAUCAAGCUGCUGCAGGAGCUGCACCAUCCAAACAUCAUCGGGCUGCUGGAUGCCUUUGGACACAAAUCUAACAUAAGUCUGGUGUUUGACUUCAUGGAAACGGAUCUAGAGGUGAUCAUCAAAGAUACCAGCCUGGUCCUGACUCCAGCCAACAUCAAAGCCUACAUCCUCAUGACUCUACAGGGAUUAGAGUACAUGCACCACCACUGGGUUCUGCACAGGGAUCUGAAGCCCAAUAAUCUGCUGUUGGACGGCAAUGGAGUGUUGAAGCUUGCAGAUUUUGGUUUGGCCAAAUCAUUUGGCAGCCCCAACAGAGCCUACACACACCAAGUUGUUACCAGGUGGUACCGCUCCCCUGAGCUCCUGUUUGGUGCCAGGAUGUACGGUGUGGGCGUUGACAUGUGGGCAGUGGGAUGCAUCCUAGCAGAGUUGCUCCUGAGGAUACCAUUCCUUGCUGGAGACUCAGAUCUUGACCAGCUGACUAAGAUCUUUGAGGCUCUUGGGACAGCCACAGAAGAAACUUGGCCUGGAGUGAGUAGUCUACCAGACUACGUGUCCUUCAAAAUCUUCCCUGGCACACCUUUGGAACAUAUAUUUAGUGCAGCAGGAGACGACUUACUAGAACUACUACAGGGCCUAUUCACCUUUAACCCCUCGACAAGGAAUACAGCUACACAGGCUCUGAAGAUGAGUUACUUCAGUAAUCGGCCUGGUCCCACUCCUGGACCCCAGCUCCCUCGACCCAACUGCUCAGCUGAGGCUCUCAGGGAGAAGGAAACAGUCGGACUCAAGAGGAAGAUAGAAGGCCUGGAGACAACUGUUAUGAAGAAGAAGCUCAUUUUCUGACCAGAUGGAGCUUUGUAAAUCAGAUGGUUGCCAUCUUCACUCCACCGUGUGGCUCAGCCUCCCACAUCGCUCAGGAUUGUCCUCUGGAAAAAGUCCCAAAAAAAGAAGACCAAACCCAGCACAGAAUAAAAAAGGCUCAGGUGUGGUAGACUUUAGGUCAUUUUAGAGGUUGAUAGCUGUAAUGAGUCGGGUAUUGGGCCUAUUAGCUCCAAGUAUCAUGGUGCUGCGGUGUCCAGCAAGUCCAGAUGUACAAUGGAGACUGUCUGUGGUCAGAGGUGUUGGAUCAGGUCAAUGUUAACUGAUGCCUAAACUGAGCCCAUUGGAAUAUGUCUAUUUAUGUAACUGAGAACAACCAAACUAGCAAGUCUGCGUUAUCUCAUGUAGAUGUAAUUUUAUUUUUUGUAUGUAAAACCAAUAAAUGGUCCAUUUGCAUA